GCAGGAUACUCGAAAGGGAGCAGAAUGUAGGAGAGAAACGCGAUCCAAAGAGAGCAGAGUAUAAAAAAAGGCCAACCUGCGCUUUGGAGAGCAAAGAUCUGAGUGAGUGUGAAAGGCAGGUCCGCUCACUCAAUGCCAACGCAAAUCUAGCAAUAGAUGCACCCCAGUAGUGAUUCAACUGCGGGGAUUUUUUGUCUUUCAGUGGAGAGGUAGUCUCAAAUUCAGUGGAUCAAAAGGGUGAGGAAAAAUAAAUCAGCUGUAAGAAAAAAACAAAGUUUGUUUUGUUUAAACUAGGGGUUACCUUAGUUUAUAGAGGAUCAGGGAUUGUCCUGCACCCUCACACCUUUGCGGGCAUUAGUCAUCAUGCUGACCCUCGGCUUCCUAUUUGUCCUGUGCACUUCUCUGGAGUUGCUGACAGUCAGCUCGCCAGUCCGGGCGACCUCGCAUCGGCGCUACAAGAGGGCUCUGGCUGCCCGCGCCGAGUCCAGUCUCAGCCCCGGAGAGCAGCACUGCUGGCCGGCAGAGAAGGGAGGCUGGGGCCGGCGAUCUGCCGCCACAGCCCAGCUCGCUCACUACCCGUGGGCUGCGGAGCACGGACACCCGGAAGGCUGGAGCUGGGAGAGGAGCAGCGGAUAUCCUGCGGGGAGCAGCCUGUACCUGGGCGGAGAGAGCAGCGCAUAUCCCAGCGAGUGCGGCGGAGCAGCGGCCGCCAGGGGUUUCGGCUACCCCGGCGGAGGCAGCGGCUCGGCGGCGGUAGACAGCACCGGAGGCGGCUUCCCAGCACCUCGGGGGUGGUCGUCGGGACCGGCGGAUUGCGACCCCUCCGUUGUCACGGCUGUCUAUUUGUCCGGCGACAAGGAACGUCUGAAGCUGCGGCGAGACUCGGUAAUGCCCCGGGGACGCUUCACCGCCGAGAUGUGGCUGAAGGCCGAGGGAGGGCAGAACAACCCGGCUAUCGUGGCAGGGGUCUUUGAUAAUUGCUCCUAUUCACUCAGUGAGAAGGGUUGGAAGAUUGGCAUUCAAUCAUUAGAAUAUUCCGGAAGGAAGGAUCCUCGCUUCUUCUUCUCUCUCCGCACAGACAGAGCCAGAAAAGCCACCACCAUCUUUGCCCACCACAAUUACCAUCCCAACUCUUGGACUUACCUAGCUGUCUCUUACGAUGGUCGGCAGAUGCUGCUUUAUAUCAAUGGAGCCAGAGUUGGGGCCAGCACCGGGCAGUCCGGGAAUCUACACAGUGCGUUCAUGAGUUCUUGCCGGACGCUACUGAUCGGCGGGGACAGCUCCGGAGAUAGGCAUAAUUUCCGUGGUUACCUGACCAGCUUUAACCUGUGGAGAACCGUGAAGUCUCAGGCUGAAUUAGUGAAGAGCUAUCACCAAAGUAUGCAAGAAAGAGAUUCCUCCUUGGUUUUGGUGGCAGAUUUCUCCAGGAUGGAAGAACAAUGGAUUCCAAAUAAGGACUCCCGUUAUCCCAUCCGCAACAUAGUACUUAUACCAGAGCCAGAGUUAGCAUCUCCCUUGACUCCUCCACCAUGUGGGCUGACAGUUUGUGACAAUAUUGAUGUUAUCAAGAACUACAACAGUUAUUGGCCACUAAGGGGAGAGAAGCUGAUACGCUACCGAGUGAUUAACAUUUAUGAUGAUAAGCAGCAAAACCCCACAGUAACAAAACAGCAGAUUGAGCUCCAACACCAAGCACUGAACAGGGCCUUCAGCAGGUAUAACAUAACCUGGGAUCUCACUGUCACUGAGAUCCUCAACUCGACCAUUCGGAACCGAGUCGUCCUGGUCAACUGUGAGACGAGCAAAAUUGGGAAUGAUCACUGUGACCCCGAGUGUGAUCACCCCAUGACUGGCUAUGAUGGUGGGGACUGUCGAUCCAUGGGAAAGUGCUAUCUGUGGAAGAGGCGGGAUGGGAUCUGCAACAUGGAAUGCAACAACAUGGUGGAUGAUUUUGAUGACGGUGACUGCUGCGAUCCCAUGUUUACCGAUGUGCAGAAAACUUGUUUUGACCCUGACUCUCCAGAAAGGACCUACAUGAGUGUGAAGGAACUGAAGGAGACGCUGCAGAUCGAUGGUUCCAUGCAUCUGAACGUCUAUUUUGCCAGUUCGGUGCGGGAGGAGCUGGCAGGUGCUGCUACUUGGCCCUGGGAUAAAGAAGCCGUGACUUCUUUGGGUGGGGUUGUCCUGAGUCCAACCUACUAUGGAAGACCUGGUCACACCAACACUAUGAUCCAUGAGCUUGGCCAUAUUCUUGGCUUGUAUCAUGUUUUCAAAGGAGUGAGUGAGAAAGAGUCAUGUGAUGACCCUUGUAGGGAGACUGUCCCAUCAAUGGAAACUGGAGACCUGUGUGAAGACACUGCACCGACUCCUAAGAGCAAAGUCUGUCGUGAUCCAGAUCCAGUGAAUGAUACAUGUGGUGAAGUGCAAUAUUUUGGCACACCUUUCGCUAACUACAUGAGCUACACAGAUGAUAGCUGCACUAAUAACUUUACACCAAACCAAGUGGCCCGUAUGCAUUGUUACAUAGACCUGGUGUAUCAAGGCUGGAUGUAUUCUAAAAAACCUGCACCCAUUUCAGUGGCUCCAGAGGUGAUUGGACAGACUCCGGACUCUGUAGCUAUUCACUGGCUGCCACCAAUCAGUGGGAUGCUUUAUGAAAGAGAGGAGGGCACAUUGUGUGGAGAUUGUGAUGAAGAUGGAAAAUUCUAUCAGUACGCGCACGCAGCCUCGUCACCUCGUGUCUGUGAUGCAUCAGGCUACUGGACUCCUGAAGAGGCAGUGGGAUCUCCUGAUGUGGAUGAGCCUUGUGAACCCAGCCUACGGGCAUGGAGCCCUGAGCUUCACGUUCACCGUAUGAACAUGACGGUGCCUUGUCCCCAGCCAGAAGGCUGCAUGCUAGAUGUACGUUUUGCCUACCCUGUCAUCGCCAAAUCUCUCUCUAUCUGGGUGACCUACCUGUCUACUGGUUUGGAAGGGGGCAUCUCUUCCAUAAAUCUCGUGACUGAUGACAAAGAGGAAAUCCAUCUAGGGAGUGGAUACCAUACUUUCUGCAACAUCCCACUCACUGUCCAAGUCAACAUCAAAAGGAAAGUGGCUGGCAUGAAAAUCUAUACCUUCGAUGAGAAGUUGGAACUGGAUGCUGUGCUCUUGACUUCAAGGUCUCAGGACCCCUUGUGCACUGUGUGUAAACCCCUGAAGUAUAAGAUUGUAAGGGAUCCUCCAUUUCAGAAGGGUCGAGUAUUGACUGUCACGCAGAAGGAAAGAACAUUCACCGACUGGGAGGUUGUUCCAGGCCGAGUUUACAGCUAUCAGGUGAAGGUGGCAGCCAGAUCUUCAUCCAGUGCACUGACCCCACCUCUGACAUACAUGCAUGGUAGUCCCUUCUGUGGAAAUCAGAAAGUGGAAAAGGAUCUUGGUGAAGAAUGUGAUGAUGGUAAUUUGUUAGAUAAUGAUGGCUGCUCAAGAAAGUGUCAGAAAGAGGAGAAGUUCAACUGUGUGGGGGAGCCGAGCCUCUGCUACAUGUACGAUGGAGAUGAGGUCUGCGAAGAAUUUGAGAAAAAUAUUAGUAUUCGUGACUGUGGCUUUGUCACACCUAAAGGCUUCAGUGACCAAUGGGCAGCAGGAGCCUUGGCCUCCCACCAGGAUGAGAGAAAGUGUCCAGUUCAAGUGAUCCCAGGACAACCUGACAUAUCAAAAGUUUGUCAGACAGAACUUCUGGAUGAGACUGCUGGACUGUCCCAGUAUGCCUGGUUUCCAUGUACUGUUCCCUUCUACACAGAUAAUAUCCAAGACUUCAACAAACCUUAUUCCUACCACAGUUCAGAUGAUGAUGAAAACAUCUGGCUUAAGGUCUUCUUUGAUCACCCCGGUGUGGCCAGAUCGAUUCUACUUUACCUCUCUGCAGAUGGAACAACAUUCUUUGAUCAACAGCGUAAAUUGAUUAAAGUCCAGCUCAUUGACACCAAUGGACGCAACCACAGUUUGGGUACUUAUGAAUUGAGUUGCAAGAGGAAUCCUUUAAUCAUAAAUGUGACUUCCAACAUUGACGUCAGCUUCUAUAAGACAGCAUCGGUUCUGCUAAAUAUGUCCUCACCACUUGUGGCUAUUUCUGGGGUGGCUCUGCGUACCUACAAUCAUUUCAAAUUUGCCAUUACAUCCAAUUGUCGAGAACGAGAAGGAUGCAAGGACCACAAACAAAGCUGUGCUUCAUGUUCUUGUGAUCAAGACUGGUGUGAAACUUUAUCAGUGCCUCAUGCAGCUGUGAACUGUGCUGUGGAUAGCAGUGAGCAAAUGGAAUGUCACGUGACCUGUGCGAGAGGAUUAUCAUUGAAGUCUGUGUGUGGCAAGUAUCUUAGCCCUCUACAGACAAAGGUUUCUUUGAUCUGCAAGCAUGGAAAGUGGGAUGGAGCUGUGACCUGUGAACCCAUUGACUGUGGAAUUCCUGACCAGUCACAUGUAUACCAUGCCAGUUUUUUUUGCCCUGAAGGCACCACUUUUGGAAGCCAAUGCAUCUUCUCCUGCAAUCCACCAGCAAUACUGCAAGGUAAUAACUUCUCCCUGAAGUGCAUGGAAGAUGGCUUGUGGUCCUUGCCUGAAGCCUACUGCAAGGUGGAGUGCCAUGCCCCUCCACCAGUUCCUAACGCUAGAUUGCUGGUACCAAGAUGCCUGCAAGGAGCUCAUGACAUCGGUUCUAUCUGCAGAUACAAAUGCAACCCUGGCUACUAUGUACAUGUGAACAGUGACAAACGAUCCAGGAAGAAGUUUCUGAAGCUGCAGUGUUUGGAAGGAGGAUAUUGGGAAGAAGGUAGCUGUAAUCCUGUGUUCUGUGACCCACCUCCCCUAGUCUUCCAGGGAAUGUACAGCUGCACCAAUGGCUUUCAGUUUGAUAGCCGCUGCAUUAUUACUUGUUAUGACCACACUAAAAAGGGUCCAGUUCGUUGCACUAAAGAUGGCACAUGGACAGACAACUUUAACUUAUGUGACGUGGUGCAUGGAGACUGCCUGCCUCCUCCAGAACUAAAUUUGGUGGAGUAUCUUUGUGCCGAUGGCCACGCAAUAGGUUCUGAGUGCAUUCCGUCUUGUGUGUUACCUCCCAGUGAUGCCGUGGUUUUGCCCAGCAAUAUAACUGCAGAUACAAUAGAGCACUGGAUGGAACCACCUAGAGUGCAGAGUAUUGUGUGCACAGGACUGCUGAGAUGGUAUCCAGAUCCCCACCUCGUCCAUUGUAUUCAGUCAUGUGAGCCUUUUCAAGCUGAUGGUUGGUGUGACAAAAUCAACAAUAGAGCGUACUGUCAGUAUGAUGGAGGAGACUGCUGCCCGUCAACGCUCUCUUCCAGAAAGGUAAUUCCCUUUGCUGUUGACUGUGAGGAAGAGGAUGAGUGCACUUGCCGUGAUCCCAGUGCUGAGGAGAACAUUCAGAAGAAAACGCAACAUGGAUUUCACUAGUGUGGAAGACAAAUAGAUAAUGCAUCAUCCAGCCAGGAGCAUUUUGGUCUUGGGCCAGCAGUAAUGUCACAAACAUGUUACUUUGUUCAAAGAAAGCAGGAAUUACAAGGGCAAUAGUUUUUUUUCUGUGAAUUAUGGAUGUUGCUGUGAUGAAUACAUUGAAUUAUCUUUAUAAUGGACAUGGAUUAUAUUAAUUCAGCAGUUUUACUCAGACAUCUAGAGGCUAAACAAUGAAGGAGUAAGACUGUUACUGUGUCAGGAGUUUAUGUGAGAUACAGCAUAAACUUUCUAAUUCAUUCAUGUUCCUGCUGUAUUCACUCAACUUAUUCCAUCUCCCCUUUCCACUACAGCCCUUUGAUUCCCAGGAUUUCAGUGCUGUCAGACUCCCUACCUCGAAUAGUCCACCUCAGUCUCUUUACAGUCAUUCCUGCUGAAUUACAUCAUCUCUCUUCUGAUUCCAAGCCCACUCACUGCCAACAUUCACUUAAGCUAGAGGAACGGGGACUAGCCAAUAAUGUCAUGAGCUGUUCUGAAUAUUGAUUGGUAACAGCAAUAUCAUUAUUCUAUUGGUGUAAUGAAUACAAAACAGAGAGAAGCCUUUUUCGCCAACCUGGAGCACACUUAACCAGCACUAGUAAAUCUAUAUUUAUAUUUAAUACAAAAUUCAAGAGUUAUUUGGUUGCAGCUAAAAUGGGCUGGGAAAGGCUAUUGAGUAGCAUGUUCGACAUUCUACAUUAAACUGGGAAAGCGACUUUGAAAUCAAUAAAUGAAUUAAAACCUUCCCAAAACUGUGGGCCACACUCGUAUUUGCUCUGCUUAGGCUGUAUGAAGACAGUCUGACUGAAAGCCAUGGCUUUGUUCACGAGUAUAAUUAACUCAUUAGCUUCUUACUGUAUACUUAUGCUCUUAGUGUUUCAGUUUUAGAGCCUUUUGAUUGUAUAAGCAGAAUGAGAAGCAGCCAACCACUUCAAACUGAGCAGAUUUGAAAAUGGAAGAGGUUAAAGCCAUAGAAUAAUGUAACAGAGAAGGAACCCAUUCAGUUUAUUGUACAUGAGCCAACACUUUGAUUGAAAUAUCCUCUUAUUCUCUGAACUGUUCUACAUUCACAGCCGUGCAAAUUCCCUCCUCUUCGAAUAUUUAUUCAAGUUCUUUCAAAUUUGCUUCUUUACAGUCAGCAGAAUGUAGAUCACAACAGCUCACUGCAAGUUGUUUUAGGUCGUCUCAGGUUAUUUGAAUGUGUGUUCUUUUUACCACCAGUGCAAACAGCUUCUCUUUGUUUACUGCAUUAAAACUAUUCACAAUUCUGAACACUUCUAUCAAAUCUCCUCCUGACUUCCCCCAGGCAGAACCUCACCAAUCUCUACAGCAACCAAAGUCCUUCAUUCCUGGUUCUAUUUUGAAUAGAUUUUUUUCUGUAACCUGUUCAAGUCUUUGGCACAGUACUUCACUGAGACUUCACUGGCAGUUUAUAAAGGAGUUCAUAACUUAUUUUUUGUGACUGAUCUCUGAAAUCAUAUAGCAGUUUGUAAAAGCUUGUGAUUUUAUUUGUCUACCAUCAUUAUUUGCAUACAUGAACUCUAGUGCUUUGUUCUCAAACUCUGCUUGAAAAUGUAGUAUUUGCUUUAUCUUGUCUUAUUCUUCAGAAUUGCGAAAACUGAAAAUGAAAGAACAGGGAUUUGGGGCUAAUGAAAAAUUGGAAAAGUGAGACUGCUAACCAUGUUAUAGGAGCAAAAUUAGGUCAUUCGGCCCAGUGAUCUGCUCUACCAUUUAAUCAUGGAUAACUUUUGUUUUAAUCCCAUUCUUCCACCUUGUAACACUUAACCCCCUUACCAAUCAAGAACCUAUCCAUUAAAUACAGCUAUUAUCAGAACACUGAUACUGUCCUGUCAUCUUCCUGUUGGACUUGCAGCUCCUCUUAAGGUAAACUGUGUUUCACAACUUGAGGUAGAAUACUGCAUCAAUAUUACGGAGGUCCAUUCAACAGUGUGAUAUCAGAAAGGCAGGGCACAUAAAAUCCCAGUGGGCCUUGGAGAUCAGUGUGGCAACGCACAUGAGCAAGUUAAGAAUUCCAAAACCAACAAACAAUGUGCGGGAUGUUUACCCAUCCUAUAUGGUAAAAAAAAGGAGAGAAAACUGGGGGUAAUUCAUAUGAAGACUCAAUUGAAAAAGUGCACUAUGUAUAUGACCCAGCCGACAUUGGGGAUUUUAUCAAUGCAGUGCAAACAUCAAGUCAUUUUAAGGGGUAGACAUUCAUAUUUCCUGCAUGCUUCUAACAAACACUUAGGAUGAAAUAUCCCUCCAGACCAACAUCACUAAAUUCUUUGAGGAUGAUCCAGAUUAUGAUCACUUAAUCUAAUUUAUGAUGGCAAUGGCAUCUAUGACUGGAGAGCACGUGUAAAACUCACUUGGAUUUAGGCCAGCAAUUAGCUGCUUCCAAUCACUAAUAGCAGACACAGGCAUUACAGUUUUCCCAAAGGACUGGACAGUACACUCAGUCUCAGUGUAGAGCAUACAGUGAUUUGUAGAACUACUUCUAUCUUUGCUGCAGAUUGGCAAAACCUUCAAUUUAAUUCUUGUUUUUAAAUUUCUUCAGAAGUUUGUUGUGGUCACUGAACCUCCUGUAGACUUACAGCCCUUCAAUAAUGUAGAUCUUUUCCAAUUAUCAUGUGGCUGCCCAAUUUCCUUUGCAUUAUUAUCAGUUACUGGCCCUAAGUUUCCUCACGUAAGCCACCUUUAUUACUUCUUAUUUUCUCUGACUGAGCUUCUGAUCAUCAGUUCUAAUAUCGAUGUGACUCAUUUUCUAAGUUUUACUAUAUUGAAGAACUCUGUAUAUAUAAUUGUUAUUGUAAUUUCACCCAGAUUAAUCAAUAAUGGAUAAUAAUAUAUAGCCAUUUUAGUUUUCUUUCUAGCUUGCCACUUUUAUGACCUUUUCAUCUGCUGCUAUGGGUAUGAUCUUCACUAGGAGGGAACAAUAAUGUGUCUCUGGCUGCAAUCUAUUUGCUGAAGGGUUGGUGGAGUUAAAACUAACUUGAAUAGCUGAUAUCUGGCUGUAGGUACAACUAGACAAGAUUCAGAGUUCUGGAUGUAGAGCAAAAGACGAGUCUUUAAACAAGGGCUAAAAAGUUAAUUUUGAAUUGAAAUACAACUGUCCUGCAAAGAUUACCUACAUUCAUUGUUAAACCCUCCUUUCCUGCAAACUUAAGCACAAUUAUCUUGGAAUAUACUGCAUAUUAAGAAUAUGAAAAUGCUUGUGAAAAUGCUGUUGCUCUUUUUGAAUCUGUGUUUAAAGAUGGUGCUUUUGGAUAGUUUUGCUUAAGAGGACACAAAAGAAAUGCAAUAGAAAAGGCCACAAUGGAUCCACAAUUACGUCACCGACAUGUGAAUGCAGAGAGCUAUGUUUCCUGGUUAAAAUAAUUUAUCAGUUGACUUCCCUACACCUUUUGAUCAUAAUCAUAUGCAAACAUCCCAACAAUAGUUCAUGUUGGUAAGUUGGAUUCAUUCCUUCUUUAUGUCCUAUAUUAUAACAGAAAGAUGAAGCAUUAAACUUUACCCGUGCUUAGGUCAUGCAGAAUGUCACAACAAAGUCCAGUUAUUUUACUAAAAUUCCUUAAAGUGAAAUUGAAAAUGUUUUGAUUGUUGUUCUAUUCUUAGCCAGAGUGGUGUGGCCUGGAGAUAUUGCUAUCCUCUGGGGCUUGGAAAUGGACUAAAACAAAAAUAUUAAUUUUAAGAUCUAAACAUUUACAUCUAUUGGUAAGAAACUAAUCAAUUUUGAAGUGGUUGCAAUCCUUUCAGACUCUACCCACCUCUUCAGGGCUUGUUUUCUUAAGCAGCUUGGCACCAUGGACCUCUGUGGUUCAUGGUUAGAGUCAAGCAAGAGAGGUUAACUCUCUGAAGAAAUCAAAUCCAGAUGAGUCUGCACCUGCAGUCGGAGGCAAUUGGAAAAACAAAAUAGUAAUUGCUAAUGGAAUUUUCACCUGAAACUGCCAUGAAUUCAUUUUCUUUCUGUCCAUGUUCACACAAUGAUAAACUAUUGCAUGGUUUGAUCUGUUGUGAAUGGAAAUAUGCAAGUGCAGUUUAUAGGUUUUUACAGAGUUGAGGAAAAAUUAGACAGUGGGUUGAUUUCAUAACAUUUGUCCAUUGAAAUAUGGGAAGAGCAGAAUGGGACAAGGGCAUAAUCUGGUCAAAGUGUUAGAGAACGUGAAAGCCUAUAAAUCACAUGUUGUAUCAAUAGAAGUAUUUUUGGGAUGAACUUCAAUUGGUCACCCAAAAUUUUAAUUUAGCCUGCUGAGAAGAAGCUUGUUACAGCUUUUCCAUUAGAGGCUGUAAACAAAUAAUGCAAGGUUUAGUAAGAAGCUGUUGUACUGUUCAAGAAACUUCUUAAAGAGCUCUUGUUCAAAUAUUGAACAACAAGAUGAAUCAUUCAAUGUAUUUUGUGUGUUUGUACUUCACUCAGAAAUACAAUCACUCUGCUCAUCUUCAGCAGACUCUUCCACUUGGAGUAUUCUUUAAUGUCUUUUAAUGGUUGCUGCUCACUUAUGACUUUUGUGUAAGUAAUUUUCUUGUUUGACUAUUGUAAUACAUAUGUACAAGACUGUAUUCAGUGUUGUUUAUCCAGUCAUUAAAGGAACAAAAUGUACCUUGUUGACAUAUUAUACCACGCCUAAUAUUGGAAAACUGCUUUGUGAUAGGAUGACAAAAGCAUACUGUAUCUCAUAAGUAAUGUAGGUAGUGCCUGUGACUCCCUCCAAACCCAACCCAAUAAAGGAAGCCUAUAGGCCAAUUUUCCAAGAGAACUGAGUGGGAGAUCCUGGGGAUGUCACUUUGGAUGCUUUGUUCAUAUAUCUAUCCUCAGACAUUUCUGAUGGCAAAGGUGGAAAAGAAAAAUAACAACUCAAUCCAAAAAAACACCACAUGCACAUAUAAGUAAGAAAGCUGCUUUGCUCAAACUUUCAAUAGAAACUGACAAUCUAGACCAGGUGGACCUGUGAUGAUUCUCACAUUCUGAUGGUUGGUCUAAGUAGAUGCAGGUAAAACUUCAUCUACAUCACUGGGGUCACCACUCAAAGGCAUCACCUCUCUCUUGCUGACUGGGACCCACUUUAAGUGGAAGACAGUCACACUGCAUUGGUAUAGACCUGGUGCAUAACACUCUCCAAUGCACUCUUUUAUGCUGCUGAUUUUCUCUGUGACAAACUGGAACUCAACUCACUGCUGAAAGAUUUCUUUACUGAUUGGAUGGCCAAUGAACAUUGUACAUGUCAAAUAUUUUAAGCAUUUUUCUUUCAACGCUUGAGAAACAGUCUUACGGUUUUAUUCUGUGUAUAAAAUUAUAAAAAAUAAA
Messenger RNA from Hypanus sabinus (Atlantic stingray), 10786 nucleotides. Its product is annotated as pappalysin-2-like. NCBI's taxonomy places the organism in Eukaryota, Metazoa, Chordata, Chondrichthyes, Myliobatiformes, Dasyatidae. Gene Ontology annotation, molecular function: metallopeptidase activity. Bases 364 to 5445 code for a protein of 1693 amino acids. The transcript is spliced from 22 exons. The record is from RefSeq and is a predicted model, not a curated record.